AUGGCCGGACCAGACCAACGAGCGAAAAACAGGGAAGAAAUCGUGCGGAAGAUCAACGCAGGAUUAAACCCUCGUGAGAUUGAUUUCAGUGUCGAAGCAUGCGGUGCUAUCCGCGUCAAUCGAAUAUUUCCUGGGAAAGUUUCAGAGCUCAGCAAGAGUAUCAUGGCCGAAAUCUUCUACGAGACGGGAAUACCAGAGGAUCAUGAUAGCGAGUGCUGGAACGUUAUGAGGCUGAGAAUCGGGAUGGGGAGGCUCCUUCAAAUAACAAAUCUCCAACGACAUGUCACUUGGCGCCAUAUAAUGUCCAAAUACGUCAAAAUGAAACAUGACCGAGCAGUGACCGGUAUGCCUACCUGUAUGCCAGCAACCGACCUUGCUUUUAUCAUUGCCGCUGUCGUGUUCCGCGGGAUCCGACCGGAGCAAACAACGCCCAUUGAGCACAAGAUCAGUUUUCUUGAAUUCUUCGGCCACCUCAACGGCAUGCAGUGGUUGCCCAUCGCUAUUCAAGUCUACGACCAAAUAAAGGAAUGCCCGUUCGCCAUUGAGCUUAACCAGAAAACGACCGUACCCAUGGUUCGUCGAGAGAGGAUUAGUAUCUACGUCACGAUUGUCACGGCCAAGAAGCCUGAGACAAAUAUUUACGAGGCUGCUAUGCAAGAGGUUACUCGGCGAGUGAUCGGGAUAGGCGACAAUAUCAUCUCCGACCACAGCCUCAAUAUCAAAGACCAAAUUCGAAAGUCGAUCGAAAAUGAGGAGUGUAACCAGCCUUGGGAAGCUGUUAAGGCGGUUGAAUUUCAAUCUUUUUCAUCUGACCAGCCUCAAGAGUUGGUUGGAAAGGUUGAAUGUCAUCAUGUCCCUUUAGAGUCCGUGCCACCUAGCAUUGAGAAGCAGAGUCUCGACCACAAAACUCAGCACGAAAAGGAUCUUGAGUCCCAACCUGAUAUUCAACUCACCUCGAACACGCUUCGAGAUCAUGCUCGUCAGAUGAAAGAAUUUGGGAAGCGCUUGUCCAGCCCCGAUCAGAAGUUCGUUAGGCGGGUACGACGAGACAUUCGGCGAUUCGCCAACCUCGCUGACGAGAAAGAAAACGAAAUGGCGCUCGAGCACGCAUCAGCGACAUCCAGACCUUCAUCCUCAAGUGGAUUUGGUCCCGAUGCGGAUAGAAGCGUCGACCUUUUCGGUCGCUACAAGAUGCUUUGGAAGGGCAGCCUCCGAGAGACUGGCUCCAUCCCAGAAAGCCUUCGCGAGCUGGUCCGUUAUGACUGCGACCCGAAUCAGAUCUUCUACCUCGAGGAGACUGAAGCAGACUUUCUGGCUACAAAUUCCAUGAAAAACAAUGAGAAUGAACGUUGA
This is a messenger RNA of Fusarium poae, 1353 nucleotides long. RefSeq lists its product as uncharacterized. NCBI's taxonomy places the organism in Eukaryota, Fungi, Ascomycota, Sordariomycetes, Hypocreales, Nectriaceae. The coding region runs from base 1 to 1353 and encodes 450 amino acids. The transcript is spliced from 2 exons. The record is from RefSeq and is a predicted model, not a curated record.